This is a messenger RNA of Triplophysa rosa, 1610 nucleotides long. It is a transcript of the gene sdr16c5a, whose product is annotated as short chain dehydrogenase/reductase family 16C, member 5a. Gene Ontology annotation, cellular component: lipid droplet. The transcript is spliced from 7 exons. The coding region runs from base 267 to 1187 and encodes 306 amino acids. Gene Ontology annotation, molecular function: oxidoreductase activity, acting on the CH-OH group of donors, NAD or NADP as acceptor. Lineage: Eukaryota; Metazoa; Chordata; Actinopteri; Cypriniformes; Nemacheilidae. The record is from RefSeq and is a predicted model, not a curated record.
GUUGAGUCAUGUGAUCUAAGCGCUAGAAAUGUACUAUAGGCUACCAGGUAAACUCGAAAGAACUUACUGUACUGGAGAAGUACUGCAGGUUCUCCACAUGUAUGAAUCGGAGCAGUGGACAAAAAGUAACACGUGCCGCCGAACUCAUGUCGGGUUCUUUAUUUAAAUUGGAACAACACAUCUAACGUUAUUUGUCAACUGACAGCAACCUACUGCUCGGGAACUUCGAAUUUGACAAAACAAGAAGGUCACCUUCACAUCUCAAAAUGAACUUCCUCUUGGAGACUCUCCGUGUGAUACUGUUUACCAUCUACUACCCUGUGGAAGCCCUCAUAAAAUUACUCAUCCCACCCAGGAUGAAAGAUGUGUCUGGUGAAAUAGUGCUCAUAACUGGGGCAGGCAGUGGUAUCGGUAGGCUUAUGGCCCUCGAGUUUGCCUCACUGGAUGUUUCGCUGGUCCUGUGGGACAUCAAUGAGGACGGGUUAAAAGAGACUGCCAGGCAGGUGAAAGAAAAAGGAGCAUCAAGCGUACAUUACUACCAGUGUGACUGCAGCGACAGGGCAGUGGUCUACAGAGUGGCAGAUCAGGUAAAAAAUGAAAUUGGUGAUGUCACCAUACUAAUAAACAAUGCAGGCAUUGUGAGUGGCAAGAAAUUCAUGGAAACUCCUGACGCACUCAUUGAGAAGACACUCAGAGUUAACGCAAUGUCCCACUUUUGGACAUAUAAAGCAUUCCUGCCCACUAUGAUAGCUAAGAACCACGGACAUCUGGUCAGUGUUGCUAGUUCUGCAGGCUUGAUAGGGGUCAAUGGACUGGCAGAUUAUUGCGCAAGCAAGUUUGCAGCUGUGGGUUUUGCUGAGUCGGUAGCCCUCGAGCUAACAGCUGAGGGAAAAGAUGGAGUCAAAACUACGAUCGUCUGUCCAUACUUCAUCAAUACGGGGAUGUUUGAUGGCUGCGGAACAAAAUGGCCCCGACUGCUGCCCAUCUUGAAACCAGAGUAUGUUGCCAAGAGGAUCGUCAGUGGGAUUCUAUCAGAUCAAGUUUACAUUUUACUUCCAUGGUCCUUGUACAUUUUACUGGCUGUGAAAUGUUUGGUUCCCCACAAGCAAUCAGUCAUCCUUGGUAUGUACUUCGGAGCCUUCAAUUUCAUGGACGCUUUCAAAGGACGAGAAAAGAAACGGGACUAAACAAUUUAAUAGAUGUUUAAUAAAGGUUGCUUGUCAUUUUUAAUCGUUUGAACUACCUCUGCCAAACAAAUAUGUCUUAUGACAUAAGUAAUAAGGGUCCAAUACAAAAAAUUCUGUAUUGUUUAGAUAAAUUGGGUUUUACACUUGUAGCAGUGUACAGUAAUAACAGUAACAGCAAUGUCAGAUGUCCUUUAUCUAUGUGGUACACUUGACUGAAUAAGCAUGUAAGCAAUAAGCAUCAAAUAUCUACUUUUUACAUUACCACUAUUUGUACCGAUAUAAGUGUUUACUAAUACUUUCACUAAAAUUUUGUACAACUGUUUGAGGCUUUAAUGUUCCUUUUAAGCAUGUCAAAGAAAACACUGAUUUACUGGCUGGAGAAAAAAUAAAAGGUUUCGUUUAGAGCUUUACGUUGAAUUUUUU